GCCUUGUAACGACUGUUAUAUUCCCAGUUUUAGCUUUUUUAAACUUGGUAAUUGUUAGCAUUUUAUCCUGUUCUUAAGGACAUUAUUCAUUUCACCUUUUACCACGGAUACAGGUGUUAGUAACACUGAAAUCUGUCAACGUUUUCUAGGUAGGUUUCUAGGCUCAACUCGGCUUCAUUCAGUCAAAAGGGAGAUUUGCGGAGAACACACCACAGACCUCUUCACUACAGAUGAUCUAAACUGAAGCAUGAUGAAGCAUACACACAGGUGGUGCCAGACUCCCCCCUCAGUAACUGUCCGGGUCAAACCCAACAGUUCACACUCCCUCCAAAUCAGAAGAGGUCUUCGGCUCAAAAGAGCCAACGGCCAAGUCGCCCAGGGCCCACCAGGGAAGAGCCAGCCGAGCCAGCAUCGGGAUGAGAUGCACUAUGCCAAAAUGAUCGUGCCCCCAACUAUUGUCAUCCAGCGGCAGGAAAUGGCGUCGUUCUUCAGACUUUUUGAUGAUGACCUGAUCCAGGACUUUUUGUGGAUGGACCGUUGCUGUAAAAUGACUGACAAGUACCUUCUAGCCAUGACCUUUGUGUACUUCAAAAGGGCUCGCUUCACUAUUGCUGAAUACACCAGGAAGAAUUUAUUCAUUGCACUAUAUCUUGCCAACACCAUGGAGGAGGAUGAGGAGGAGAGUAAGUAUGAGAUUUUUCCAUGGGCACUGGGCAAGAACUGGAGGAAGCAGUUUCCCCGCUUCCUCAAGCAGCGAGACAAGCUAUGGGCUCGCAUCGAGUACAGAGCUGCUGUCAGCAGGCGCUGCUGCGAAGAGGUGAUGGCCAUUGUGCCCUCCCACUUCGUGUGGCAGCGAGAGCGGUCAGAGCACCACAGCGGCGCCCAGCGGCAGUACGGUGACCGAGACCACACCCGUAUACCCCGCGGGCCCUCGGCCUCCCCGGUCUCCUGCGCCCUCUGUAACCGUGGCACCAGGUUAGAUCAGGGCCCAGGCUUCUCUUCUGUCUCCAGAUGCUCUUCUGCGCAGACCCCAAACCCUGCCUUUCCACACCCCUUCACCUCCAUGCUGAGUUUGGAGACCACCCCACCCAGGGCUGCAGCCUCUCGCAGGAAGGCGGUGGAGACUAAAAGCCAAGCACAGCAUUCCUCCUGCUGCUGUGCUGAGGAGGUUCCCAGGGAUGAGUCUUCCUGCGGGUCCACAUAUGACACCUCCAUGGACUGGAUCAGUGAGGAGUAGAGCGUCACACCACCUCAGCCGUUUUCCAGCUACUCUCUUUGUACUGACCGAGCUGUUCUGUGUAUUACUGUCUCUCCUCAUUAAUACCACUUUUACUCUGAAGUAAAAGUCUGAAUCACACGUGUAACUCACUAGUUUCUGUUUACCUCUUGUAAUGCGAACACGGUACUGAUUCAACAUAACCGGUCAGAACAAAGUUAACUAUUUAAAGUGACUGUAAGCAGCUGUAAGAAUGAGCUAAUGUCAUUCUGUACAUCAUACUCUGAUGGAAACAUGCAGCAAGAUUGAUGUGGCACACCGAAGAGUAUUGUAAAGGUUUGUUUAACCUACACUGUGUUCUUGGUAUUUAUUUAUUUAAUUAUUUAUAUAUUUAUGUUAUUUUGUACUGAAAUACUUAUGGGAUUUUUGACCCCCACUUAUUCACAGAUGGUAUAAAAAAAAAAAAAAAAAAAAAAAAGCCAAACAAUGAGUUUUACAUUUUGUUUGAAUCAAAGUUUCACCACUGCUGAAUACAUUUACUUAACACAGUCUGUCACAUACUGGGUGUGUUUUUAGUAUUGUUGCCAAUGUGCCUGUUUAAUGAUCCAACACUGCACUGCCUCUUGAGUUUUAAAUAAAGGCUCGAACUUUUAA
Molecule: messenger RNA, 1870 nt
Organism: Siniperca chuatsi (mandarin fish)
Lineage: Eukaryota; Metazoa; Chordata; Actinopteri; Centrarchiformes; Sinipercidae
Gene: spdya
Product: speedy/RINGO cell cycle regulator family member A
Exons: 7
Coding region: 248-1237 (329 amino acids)
Biological process (GO): positive regulation of cyclin-dependent protein serine/threonine kinase activity
Molecular function (GO): protein kinase binding
Source: RefSeq, a predicted model, not a curated record